AUGAUUAAGAAGUUCGAGGAAACGGGGUCACUGACCAUUCGCGCUGGGAGAGGACGUAAACCAGUAUCAGAAGAUGUAAUAACUGAUGUGGCAACUGCAAUUGUCGAAGUAUCGCAGGGAACCAUUGCUGGUACUAGCAGCGCCCGGGGUGUAGCUCGACAAUUGGACAUGAAUUAUUCCACGGUAUGGAGAGUUUUGCGGCGCGUUAUUGGAUUUUACCCCUACAAAAUCAGCCGCUUGCACGAACUUACACCAAGUGAUUAUGAUAAGCGAGUGACAUUCGCUCUAUCGUUUCUUGCUAGGGUAGAAAUUAGUGAUGCUUUCCCGUGGCACAUUCUGUGGCGAGAUGAGUGCCAUUUUUAUCUCAAUGGGUCCAUAAACAACCGAAUUUGGGCUUCUGAGCAACCCCACACCGAGCACGAAAUCCAGUUAAAGUCCGCAAAAGUCACUGUUUGGUGUGGUUUCACAGCCGAAUUCGUAAUUGGGCCAUUCUUGUUUGAGACCAUCACUCCAACAGGACCCCAAACUUGCACCAUAAAUGCAGAAAGGUGCCACGAAAUGCUGCAAACGUUUGUUAUUCCACAACUUCAGCAAAGAAACCGUCUCCAAUAG
Messenger RNA from Stegodyphus dumicola, 612 nucleotides. RefSeq lists its product as uncharacterized. Lineage: Eukaryota; Metazoa; Arthropoda; Arachnida; Araneae; Eresidae. The record is from RefSeq and is a predicted model, not a curated record.